Peniophora sp. CBMAI 1063 is the source of this 1710-nucleotide messenger RNA. NCBI's taxonomy places the organism in Eukaryota, Fungi, Basidiomycota, Agaricomycetes, Russulales, Peniophoraceae. The record is from the annotation of a GenBank genome assembly.
AUGCACUCGAUGCCAACGUUCUAUGCACCCGGCUUUCCAUUCAUGCACAAAAUACGCGAGGGGCCGACGUCGGCUCUCGAGCAUAUUCGCACGCUCUAUCGAACGCCAACGUUUCUGGACAUGCCGAAGCCUGUGUCUGACGAUCCAGACACCAUCGCUCUAGCGAUAGAGCCAGAACUCAAGCGGGCUUGUUUCGAGAGCGAGAUCUUACUCCUCUUUGCCGACAUGAUGAACGAUCCGGCCUUCAUGAGGCAUUCUUCACUUUUCGCGCUGUCUGUCGCCAGAUGCACCCAGAUCCUAUUCCGCGCCUGGCUCCUCGACUUGCUCGACAAAAACGAGAACCGCUUCCCGCCAAAAAUGACCUUGAUGUCCAUUGACUCGGCUGCUACUUUCUGGCACAAACUUGAGUCGGCAUGCACCACCUUCUGGAACGACAGGGCCUUCAUCUCUGGCCUACGUGACCGGAAUACAGGUGUGAUACUCGCCGAGCUUCAAGGCAUACUGUGCACUCUCCAUACCAUGAAAUUGCAGUCAGCCAUCAUGGGAAGAUUGCGUAGCAAACCCGACAUAUCUACCGCAUUGGUGAAGACUGCGGUGUUAUUCUUCGUCCUGUCCCACAUAAACAUCGUUGGCAAGGCAGAGGAUUACUUCCGUAGAAUCUAUACGGGAAGUUGUGAGGGUACAUUGGCGCUCCUGUCUUAUAUGUUUGCCAUGCGUCGCCACCAUCGGACAAGCGGGGACGCUGACGCAUUGUCGAAGUAUGACCAAGCCCUCGCGGAGAUCAUGCAAGACGUUGGCGCCGGCCCUCUCCUCCGCGCUAUCCUCGAGGGCAUGAUGCAAGCGAGGCUCGCGAAUGGAUUUCUACGUCUGAGAGAUUGUCUUUCAGUCUGCUCUGAGCUCUAUCAUGAUUCAGGGGAGGCGUCAUUCAGAGAAGUAUAUCUCCAGAUGCCCGUUCAGCCAACGAUGAAGGCAAUGCUCAAACCGAUGAUGCCCCAUUCAGUCAACGGUGACGAUCCCGAGACCGACAGGCCUGCGCUACAAACAUACGAAAUCGCUUGGAACCAUAUGUCUAUCAUUGGUACAGCUCUUCGAACCGGUGGUAUUUCCCCGUCGCUAAUCGAUCUCGGAUUUGUCUGGGGUCUGAUGCUGGAAUGUGUCACUGCCCUCAUGGAGACCAGCAUCAAGAUACACUUGAACGAACACAUGGACGUAGACUCGAGGAAUGAGGAUGUGGCGACCUUGGCCCCUUAUCUGCAAUCAUUUGAGACUUCCCUGCACGAUGGGAUGCGAAUCUGGAUAGAUGGCGCUCGCGGUAGCAAGGAUAGCGGGCUCGGAGGGGGUUUUCCCAAGACCACGGUCGAUCGCCUCGUCGACCGUCGCCUUGAAGGAGCGUCUAUGUGGUACGGCUUCAUCGCGACCACACGGGGUAGGUUCCCAAGCGGUACCAUCACUGUGCCAUCGGUAACUCGAUUAUUGGACAUGUGGAUGGAGUGGGGGACGGCAUUGGGUUUAGACGAGGAGAAAGAGCGAGUUUGGCAAGCGGCGUGUACUUGCUCAUGGCGAGCGUGCAUCAACUCCAUUGUGCCAGCACCUAAGCCUCUUAUGGUCUGCAAGGGAUGCCACGAGACCCGUUACUGCUCUGCCGCGUGUCAGAAGAGUGACUGGAAGCAAGGAGGACAUCGUGUGAAAUGUCGCCGACUGAAGGCAUAG